GAAUAUAUAUGUCCCAGAUGUGAAUCAGGCUUUAUUGAAGAAGUGACAGAUGAUUCCAGAAUCUAAAGUUGAAGGUCCCUUCCACAACCAGGAAAAACUACACGUUUUACAUUUUUUAGGUGGUGGUGGCAGCCGGAUAGACAAUAGCACAUCAACACAUUUUGCCGAGCUUUGGGGCCAUUUGGAUCACACAAUGUUUUUCCAAGAUUUUAGACCAUUUUUAAGUAACAACCCACUGGACCACGAUAACAGAGCCAAUGAGAGGGGUCACCAAACUCACACUGACUUCUGGGGGCCAAGUCGACCUCCAAGGCUGCCAGUGACUCGGAGAUACAGGUCUCGGGGAAGUACUCGUCCUGAUAGAUCUCCAGCUAUUGAAGGAAUAAUACAACAGAUCUUUGCAGGAUUCUUUGCAAAUUCUACAAUUCCUGGAUCUCCCCACCCUUUUUCUUGGAGCGGGAUGCUGCACUCCAACCCUGGGGACUAUGCCUGGGGUCAGACAGGGCUUGAUGCCAUUGUAACCCAGCUUUUAGGACAACUGGAAAAUACAGGGCCUCCACCAGCCGACAAGGAAAAGAUCACAUCUCUUCCAACAGUGACAGUAACUCAGGAACAAGUUGAGAUGGGCCUAGAAUGUCCAGUAUGCAAAGAAGACUACACAGUUGAGGAGGCAGUCCGGCAGCUUCCCUGCAGUCACCUCUUCCACAGCAGCUGUAUCGUGCCGUGGCUAGAACUGCAUGACACGUGCCCCGUAUGUAGGAAGAGCUUAAAUGGUGAGGACUCUACUCGGCAAACCCAGAACUCUGAGGCCUCUGCAAGCAACAGAUUUAGCAGUGACAACCAGCUACAUGACCGAUGGACUUUCUGAAACUAAAGACCAUACCUGAACCAGGGCUGUCUGUGGUAGUCUUAUUACCAUAGCUGUAAAUUGUAUCAAAACAAACAAACGUAGUAGAUGGAUUUAGGAAUCACAUAAGAAGCCCCAACCCAUACUAUGAAUGCCAUGAGUGUUUUCUUCUCUAAAUUGAAAGUUAGUUCCUACAGAUGGAAUUGUAUCUACAACCAAAUGCCUCUUGUUCCUAAAUUCAGAGUGAUACUUUUAUAAGUGUGAAACAAUUAUGUUGGUUUGCUCCUGCCUGAAUAGAAUCAAUUCCUUAAAGUCUAGGUAGGGUCCUGCUGUGUGUCCUGUUGCCCAGUGAUGGAUGUUUCUAGCCCCUCCCCCACCAUGAACGCAUUUCACAGCAAAUACAAAGGAAUCAGUGCCCUAAAGUCCUACCAGUAUAAAUCCCUUUGUCUUAAUUGUACAAAAACAUUUUGACCACAUUAGUGAGGUAAGAUUAAUUUAGGAAUCUGAGACUACUGAAUUUGUUUUGUCUUGAUCCUCCAAGAGCUCAAAGAAAAUAACAGUGGGAAGGAAGAACUGGUCCAUCAUCACACACUUAGGUUUUCUCAUUUUGAUUUUCAGACACUAUUUCAAGAAUUGCAGUUUCCUUAGAACCAGCAUGACAUGUGCUAGGAAUCUUAAUGUCGGUGGGAGUUUGAUUCUGGUUCCUUUCUGGGAAUGAAAUAGGCAGCAUACAUAUGCAGAAAGAUGUUUGGAAUCUUCAGUUCUGAGAUUUUUUUUUUAAUCUCCCAACUCAUUAUUUACUGUCUUUUUGUCUUAGGAUUACUUCAUUACUGCUUCUACAGCCAAUUCAAUGUUUUUGGUAAUUUAUUGCUCAUUAGAAAUUGGAAUUUUGUGUUGUCUUAAUUUUUAAAGCUCAUUUUUCAUCUCUGAAGCUUUUCCUGUUCUGCUUGGUUCUGACUCUGCUUGGAGUCAAGCUGAUUAAUGUGAUCAUGCCCUAACUCGCUUGGCCAGUAAAGGUUGGCCUUGCUUUCUACGUCUAACAGUGUCCAUACAGAUGCUCUUUAAGUGUUUAAAACUAAAUAAAUGAAGAAUGUAAAGAAUGUUGCUGGAAA
Molecule: messenger RNA, 1959 nt
Organism: Dipodomys ordii (Ord's kangaroo rat)
Lineage: Eukaryota; Metazoa; Chordata; Mammalia; Rodentia; Heteromyidae
Gene: Rnf115
Product: ring finger protein 115
Exons: 9
Coding region: 50-868 (272 amino acids)
Biological process (GO): ubiquitin-dependent protein catabolic process; protein ubiquitination; positive regulation of DNA-templated transcription
Cellular component (GO): cytoplasm; nucleoplasm
Molecular function (GO): ubiquitin protein ligase activity
Source: RefSeq, a predicted model, not a curated record